AUGACACUUACACCAUCUUCCAUGUCCACAACCUCCACGACUCGGUAUGAGAUUCACGAAUCUUCGUAUGAAGAGUCAUUUGGAUCAUCGCCGAGAGGUAUCAUGGAUUUCUUGGACGAUGAAAUGGAAAUCGACGACCAGCCCUUUAUUCUCCGUCGUCGUCCGAUUGGACCCUUCAAUCAGAUUUCAAGCACAUCAGAAGAGCAGCUGAGGUCCUCUUCGCCUCCUCCCACCCUACUAUUGAAACCAAGGCAUGAUUUCGCGAAUUCGCUUUGGAAUCAUCCCAAAAAUGCGAAUGGCAAUGCGAAUGCUAGUGCCAACGCUACAAGAGCUCAAGGAUCAAGACAACAGACAAGUACUUCCCGACCACUAGUAUCAGCCAACUCGGACUCUUACUACUCGGCCCAAGAACCCACACUGGAGAUUCAGGUUGAGGAGAUUCCCAGUGGUCUUUUCCUUCCACUAUCUUUUUGA
Cylindrotheca closterium is the source of this 474-nucleotide messenger RNA. NCBI's taxonomy places the organism in Eukaryota, Bacillariophyta, Bacillariophyceae, Bacillariales, Bacillariaceae. The record is from the annotation of a GenBank genome assembly.